Lampris incognitus (smalleye Pacific opah) is the source of this 5130-nucleotide messenger RNA. It is a transcript of the gene robo1, whose product is annotated as roundabout, axon guidance receptor, homolog 1 (Drosophila). Gene Ontology annotation, biological process: axon guidance; Roundabout signaling pathway; axon midline choice point recognition. The coding region runs from base 72 to 5027 and encodes 1651 amino acids. Lineage: Eukaryota; Metazoa; Chordata; Actinopteri; Lampriformes; Lampridae. The transcript is spliced from 29 exons. Gene Ontology annotation, molecular function: axon guidance receptor activity; protein binding. The record is from RefSeq and is a predicted model, not a curated record.
AGCGGAUGCCCCAACUGCUUUCUGAAUAAUUUGGAUUACACGAGAACGUUUCCUCGGACGAGAGGCGGUGAAUGAUGUCUCCCACUUCUAUCGGAGUUGCGUUUUUAGUAGUUCUGCAGGUGUGCUCAGGAUCCCGUCUGCGCCAGGAGGACUCUCCACCCCGGAUAGUGGAGCACCCUUCUGACCUGAUUGUGUCCAAGGGGGAGCCUGCCACCCUUAACUGCAAGGCAGAGGGCCGGCCCACCCCAACAGUGGAGUGGUACAAGGAUGGAGAGCGGGUGGAAACGGACCGGGACAAUCCACGUUCCCAGCGCAUGCUGCUGCCCAGCGGCUCGCUUUUCUUCCUACGCAUCGUCCAUGGUCGACGGAGCAAGCCGGAUGAGGGCUCUUAUGUUUGUGUCGCCCGCAACUACCUGGGAGAGGCAGUGAGCCACAAUGCCUCGCUGGAAGUAGCCAUACUGCGUGAUGAUUUCAGACAGAACCCUGCAGAUGUGAUCGUCGCAGCAGGUGAGCCAGCAGUCCUGGAGUGCCAGCCCCCACGUGGGCAUCCUGAGCCCAGCAUCUCAUGGAAGAAAGAUGGAACCAACAUAGAUGACCGGGAUGAGAGGAUCACUAUACGUGGAGGGAAGCUAAUGAUCACCAAUGCCAGGAAGAGUGAUGCUGGGAAAUAUGUGUGCGUGGGCACCAACAUGGUCGGUGAACGGGAAAGUGAAAUAGCUGAACUUACUGUACUGGAGCGUCCCAGCUUCGUGCGUCGCCCUGGCAGCCAGGUGGUGUUGGUCGACCAGAGUGUAGAGUUUAGGUGCGAAGCCCGCGGUGACCCAGUUCCCACCGUACGCUGGAGGAAAGAGGAUGGAGACCUGCCGAAGGGAAGAUAUGAGAUCCGAGAGGACCACACUCUAAAGAUCCGUCGACUGAUCUCAGCUGAUGUGGGUUCCUACACCUGCGUCGCGGAGAACAUGGUGGGCAAGGCCGAGGCAUCAGCGACGCUCACCGUCCAUGUGCCCCCAGCCUUUGUGGUGAGACCCAGAAACCAGGUGGUGGGUGUUGGCAGAACCGUCACUUUCCAGUGUGAGGCCACUGGAAACCCUCAGCCAGCCAUCUUUUGGCAACGAGAGGGCAGUCAGAACCUGCUGUUCUCCUACCAGCCUCCCCAACCAUCUAGCCGUUUCUCCGUGUCCCAGACCGGGGACCUGACCAUCACUGACGCCGAGCGUUCAGACGUAGGCUACUACAGCUGCCAGGCCCUCAAUAUCGCUGGCAGCGUCAUCACUAAAGCUCUGCUAGAGGUCACCGAUGUCGUAUCAGACCGCCCCCCGCCAGUUGUCCGUCAGGGCCCGACCAAUCAGACGGUGGCGGUGGAUGGCACGGUGGUGUUGAGCUGUCUGGCGUCGGGUAACCCCACACCCACCAUCCUCUGGAGGAAAGACGGGGUACUGGUGUCCACGCAUGACUCGAGGGUCAAACAGCUGGACACGGGGGCACUGCAGAUACGCUAUGCAAAGCUUGGUGACACUGGCAUGUACACCUGUAUUGCCUCCACCCCUAGUGGCGAGGCAUCAUGGAAAGCUUAUCUGGAGGUCCAAGAAUUUGGUGUCCCAGUGCAGCCACAAAGGCCUACCGACCCAAACCUGAUCCCCAGCGCCCCCUCCAAACCUGAGGUCACUGACGUCAGUCGGACCUCUGUCACCCUCUCCUGGAAGCCCAAUCUUAAUGCUGGAGCCACUCCCACCUCUUAUAUCAUAGAAGCUUUCAGUCAUGCAUCAGGGAGCAGCUGGCAGACUCUAGCAGAGCAUGUAAAGACUGAGUCAUAUGUACUGAAGGGUCUGAAGCCAAGUGCCGUCUACCUCUUUUUAGUACGGGCAGCCAAUGCCUAUGGGCUGAGUGACCCCAGCCCUAUCACUGAUGCUGUGAAAACACAAGAUAUUCCCCCCACCAGCCAGGGCGUGGAUCACCGUCAGAUCCAGAGGGAGUUGGGUGAAGUGGUCAUCCACCUGCACAACCCCACUAUCCUUUCCUCCUCCUCAGUCCGCGUGCAGUGGACGGUAGAGCAGCAGUCUCAGUACAUCCAGGGUUACAAGGUGAUGUACCGUCCAUCACCAGAGGGGCUUCAGAGAAGCGAAUGGGCCGUGUUUGAGGUCCGCACUCCCGGGGAGGACAGUGCUGUGGUGCCACAGCUGCGGAAGGGGGUCACCUACGAGUUCAAAGUCCGGCCCUUCUUCGACGAAUUCCAGGGAACUGACAGUGACGUUAAAAUUGGCAAGACCCUGGAGGAAGCCCCCAGUGCCCCUCCUCGUGAUGUUACAGUGGCAGAGAGCGGGGACAAUGGGACUGCCGUCGUGGUCUCCUGGCAACCCCCUCCGGAGGCGGAGCAGAAUGGAGUUGUCCAGGAGUACAAGAUCUGGUGCUUGGGGAACGAGAGCAGGUACCAUAUUAACCGUACAGUAGAUGGGUCAACUUUCUCAUUGGUGAUCCCCAGCCUGGCCCCUGGGAUCCGCUACAGUGUUGAGGUAGCUGCAAGUACCGGCGCUGGCCCAGGAGUGAAGAGCGACAUCACCUUUUUCCAGCUCGACGCAUCCGGCCGCAUGACAGAGGGGGUGGAGGACCAGCAGAAUCCCUUAUCCCAGCAGAUAUCCGACGUUGUCAAACAGCCGGCGUUUAUAGCAGGAAUAGGAGCCGCCUGCUGGAUCAUCCUCAUGGUCUUCAGCAUCUGGCUGUACAGACACCGCAAGAAAAGGAGUGGGCUCUCCAGUAGUUAUGCAGGCAUACGCAAAGUGCCUUCCUUUACCUUCACGCCAACAGUGGCUUAUCAGAGAGGUGGGGAAGCCGUCAGCAGUGCUGGAAGGCCUGGAUUACUGAACAUUGGUGAAUCCGCCACUCAGCCUUGGCUGGCUGACACGUGGCCAAACUCGUGCUCCAACCACAACGACUGCAGCAUCAACUGCUGCACCGCAGGCAACGGCAACAGCGACAGCAACCUGGCAACGUACAGCCGCCCAGCCGACUGCAUCGCCAAUUACAACAACCAGAUGGAAAACAAGCAGACCAACCUGAUGGUCCCAGAGUCCGGCGUCUAUGGAGAUGUAGACCUUUCCAACAAGAUCAAUGAGAUGAAGACCUUCAACAGCCCCAACCUGAAGGACGGCCGCUUCGUGGGGCCAGGGGGCCAGCCUACACCCUACGCCACCACCCAGCUCAUCCAGUCUGCCAUCAUGGGCAACAACAUGAACACAGACAGAGGCACCGGGGGGAGUGGAGGAGGAGUAGGGGGUGGAGGGGAGAUGAAUGAGAAACAUGGCUGGAAGCCUACCUCAGCCCAGCAGCAGAAACAGCAGGAAAUGGGCUCCCAGCUCCAGUACAACAUUAUGGAGCAAAACAAGUUGAACAAGGACCGCUACAGAGGAGGUGACAACCCAAUGCCAGCCACAAUCCCCUACAACCAUGCCCAUGACAGCCACACUGGGGGCUCCUACAACAGCUCCGACCGAGGCAGCAGCAGCACCUCCGGGAGUCAGGGUCAGAAGAAAGGAGUGCGCACCCCCAAACUACCCAAACAGAGUACAAUGAACUGGGCCGACCUUCUGCCUCCUCCGCCUGCAAAUCCACCCCCAUGUCGGAACACAGAGGAGUACUCUCUAUCAAUGGAUGAAAGCUAUGACCCAGACAUGCAGUGCCCCGUGCCCCCCUCCCGCAUGUACCUGCAGCCAGACGAACUGGAAGAGGAGGAGAUGGAGAGGGGGCCCACUCCCCCUGUCCGAGGCGCGGCAUCCUCCCCUGCUGCAGUCUCCUACAGUCACCAGUCCACAGCCACCCUCACCCCCUCACCACAAGAGGAAAUGCAGCCCAUGCUCCAGGAACCACCAGACAGCCACGACCGCAGACGCCAUGCUGUGAGCCCCCCACCCUCCCAAAGGCCCAUGUCUCCCUCACAUAUGUAUGGCUACAUCUCCAGCCCGCUGGCCCUAGACACAGAUGGCAUGGAGGAGGAAGAGGAGGAGAUGUUAGAGGAAGAGGAGGGUGACGACACAGACGCAGAGGUGGCCAAGGUGCACCACCACCACACCCACCCUCACCAGCACCCCCAUCAUCCCCAGAUGCACCCACGGAGGCUGCUACUGCGGGGCCUUGAGCAGACACCUGCAUCCAGCAUGGGUGACCUGGAGAGCUCCGUUACAGGCUCCAUGAUCAAUGGCUGGGGCUCAGCCUCUGAGGAGGAUAACGUCUCAUCGGGGAGGUCCAGCGCCGUCAGCUCGUCAGACGGAUCCUUCUUCACAGAUGCUGACUUUGCCCAAGCCGUUGCCGCAGCUGCAGAAUACACAGGGCUCAAAGUUGCCAAGUAUCCCAACACGCCGGGACAGGAAUUGGGUGGCGCCUCAGCACGAAAAUACCAAAUGACACCAUCAAGCCACCGUCCCAGCAGUCCCGUGUCUACAGACAGUAACAUGAGCACAGCAGUUGUACAGAGAAGGCCUCCCAAGAAGCAGAAACAGCAUCCUGUCGGCCAACCAGUGAGCCAGCGACGCGAUGCAUACAACGAUGAUCUACCGCCUCCCCCUAUUCCACCUCCAGCGGUGCUUAAGUCCCCGACACACCCCUCCAAGGCCGCCCUGGAGGGCCGGGGAGUGAUGUCCCCGAAGGCGAGUGAGGGUAAGGACAAGAGAGGAGGGUCAGGAGGCUAUCGGACCAGAGAUGGCUCAGACACCAGAACCAGCUCAUCUGAACGUAGGGAGGCUCAGGAGAGGCAGAAGACCGGAGGGAAGGGAAAUAAACAUGACGGCAGCACUGUCAACAAAGCACGCCAGCAUCCAGGUUCAGAGGACAUUAUGCCCUAUAGCCGGCCACAAUUCCCCACAGUCAACAAUCCCCGAGACCCGAGCUCCUCCAGCUCCAUGUCCUCCCGGGGUUCAGGGGGCCGGCGGAGAGGAGAGGGGGGCCCAGGAGGCCGCCGCAACCUUGCAGACACGGGCCACAACACUAUAGGGGCCUUCCAACCAGGAGAAGAAGAGCUAGAGAUGGUGGAAAGCUGAAGAGUGGACAGGAGCAACAGGAGGAACUAUCCUGAUUUUUUUUGUUUUGUUUUGUUUUUUAAAUUUUCCAAGAGUGGAGCGCCAUUUGAUCUCUUACAUUUUA